Messenger RNA from Rhodamnia argentea, 1041 nucleotides. Its product is annotated as vesicle-associated membrane protein 721-like. The record is from RefSeq and is a predicted model, not a curated record. The transcript has 5 exons. Gene Ontology annotation, biological process: vesicle-mediated transport. The coding region runs from base 184 to 852 and encodes 222 amino acids. Gene Ontology annotation, cellular component: membrane. Lineage: Eukaryota; Viridiplantae; Streptophyta; Magnoliopsida; Myrtales; Myrtaceae.
GGAACACGCCACCCUCCUCCACCUUUUCCUCUUCGAAGCGUCAUCCCCACUCUCUCUCUCUCUCUUCACAAGUUCGUUCCUUCGCUUUCUUCUGCAACAGCAAUUCUCUCUCUCUCUCUCUCUCUCUCUCUAGGAGCUAGGGUUUUUGUUUGCUUCGUCGUCGAGUCAAGCGGGAUUGACCGGAUGGGCCAGCAAUCGCUGAUCUACAGCUUCGUGGCCCGGGGCACCGUCCUGCUUGUCGAGUACACCGAGUUCACCGGGAACUUCACCAGCAUCGCCUCGCAGUGCCUCCAGAAGCUCCCCGCCACCAGCAACAAGUUCACUUACAACUGCGACGGCCACACCUUCAACUACCUCGUGGACGAUGGCCUCACUUACUGCGUGGUUGCAGUUGAGUCUGUUGGGCGCCAGAUUCCAAUGGCCUUCCUUGAGCGUAUCAAGGAGGACUUUACUCACAGAUACGAUGCAGGAAAAUCUGCAACAGCAGCCGCUAAUAGUUUGAACAGGGAGUUUGGGCCUAAACUCAAGGAGCACAUGCAAUAUUGUGUUGAUCAUCCAGAAGAGAUCAGCAAACUUGCUAAGGUGAAAGCUCAGGUAUCAGAAGUGAAGGGAGUAAUGAUGGAAAAUAUUGAGAAGGUUCUUGAUCGUGGUGAAAAAAUCGAACUUCUGGUUGAUAAGACAGACAAUCUACGCUCUCAGGCGCAAGACUUCAGGCAGCAGGGAACCAAAAUGCGAAGAAAAAUGUGGAUGCAGAACAUGAAAAUAAAGCUGAUAGUUCUGGGCAUUAUUAUUGCUUUAAUACUGAUCAUUGUUUUAUCUGUUUGUCAUGGCUUCAAUUGUGGUGGUAAAUAGAGGAGUGGUGCUGCUCAGAGGUUCUUAUAAACCUGUCUUGAAGGUAUUUUGCCUGUAAGUUUUCUUUCCUCUUUUGUUUUUUACACUGUCCUCCAUUAUACUAUUGCCUAUAGAUGAAAAAUACAUUGCUUGUAUAGUUUGUAUUCUUGGACGGGUUCUAUAAUCAACGUGCCCGUGAUUGUAAUGUCA